AUGGGACAUGCGAAGAACGUCGAAACACAAACGGAACAGCAAUUUACCACAACUGACUACGAUAGUGGGAGGUCGAAGGUCUCGGCAGAACAGCCGUCUCAGCGUCGUGGUCGUACCAAUGCGAAUGUGCAAACCAACGAUUUGCUUGAGGCAACCAAAAAGUACUUCGAGGACUACGAUCGCCAGCUCAACGAGCUAACUGAGAAGGCGAAAAGAGCUCAUCGGCGACAGUUUGAAUUCCACGAUGACGAUCCGCUGAGCCGUGAGACAAGGCGACUACAACUGAUGGACGAGUUAGCACGGAGACGAGAAAGAAUGUUUGCCAAUAUCGACUUACCAUCAGAGACAUUGCCCUAUAGAGCCUAUCAUUCUCAAUCUGCACUCGACUCCUCUGACUAUUCAUCGCUUGUUCCCCAUUAUGGAUCUCUUCCGAGGAUUGAUUACCCCUCUCGAAGCAGAAGGUCACCCCUUUCUCGAGAUUUCACUGUGCGCGAGCCAACGACUUCUAGUUAUGCGUACAAUUAUGGCUCUCUGCCGAGGAACUAUGAAAGAUACUUAGGUCACAACUACGGACCGAUCCACGUCGAUUAUGAGCAGUCAUUUGGAGCUCGACCCAGUGGUGCUGCUUCCCAUUCAAUGUUCGACCUGCAUUCCGACAACAUCAUCGAUCCCCGCUAUCGAGUGCCUCCAACGAACAUCCGCUCCAUGAAUUACCUGGACCAAAUGGGUGUCGACCGAACCGAUCCGCUCGCCUACGCCCAACCCUACCUGUCAGGACGCUCGUAUCCAAGUGAUACUACAAAUCUAAACACCGCACAAACUUUCGGAUCGCAACAGGAGGACAUAAUCUCGCGAUACGCCACUUACUUGAACAACCAAUUUCAAAGUGGUUUGCUGAGUCAAAUGGAUCCUUCGAAGAAUCUUUCAUCAAUGCCUUUAUCUGCACCCCCACUCCGAUACGAACAGCCGCUCAGUGACCCCUAUACGGCUCCCUUACCAUCGCUGACCUUCUCAGAACCCGCCACGAUAGGACCACCCAUG
Strongylus vulgaris is the source of this 1041-nucleotide messenger RNA. The record is from the annotation of a GenBank genome assembly. Lineage: Eukaryota; Metazoa; Nematoda; Chromadorea; Rhabditida; Strongylidae.